Brassicogethes aeneus is the source of this 1548-nucleotide messenger RNA. The record is from the annotation of a GenBank genome assembly. NCBI's taxonomy places the organism in Eukaryota, Metazoa, Arthropoda, Insecta, Coleoptera, Nitidulidae.
AUGGCAAGCACAGCAAGAACAUGCUUCUUAAAGUGCUUAAAAUCCGCUAAACGAAUCUCUCUUCCACAUGGAGUAAUCAUAAGCAUUGGAAGACAAAAGGAAUACGAAAUCGAAGACGUCAUCGUAUCUAGAAAUCAAAUCGAAUUGAAAUCCGACUGCGAAAAAUGUCACGUAGACGUCAAACCUGUGGGAAGAAAUCCUUCCGGAUGUAACGGCUAUGCCUUGGUAGCAAACAAAAAUUAUUCGUUAGAACAUGGUGAUAUAAUUGAGGUACGAUUAACAGCUCAUGAAUAUGAGAUUGUUUUUGAGCCGCCUCCAAAGGGUUUAGAUGAGCUGCCUCCCCAACCCAAGAAGAUGAAGUUCGACUUUUCUAUUUUUAAUGUAGGCAGUAAAAAAAACAGUGAUAGCAAUUUUAAUCUGAAUGGGCAAUGGGAGGAAAUUGAUGGAAAAGAGUUGUUGAUUUAUACUCCAAAUAAUUGUGUUUCAAGAAGUGUAAUAGCUGGGUUUGAUAUUGAUGGGACUAUUAUAAAAACUAAGUCGGGAGCCAGGUUUCCCAAGGACUGUGAUGACUGGGUUUUUUAUUUUCAAGAUGUACAACACAAGUUAAAAAAACUUCAUGAAGACAAAAAUAAAAUUGUUUUUUUCACAAACCAGGCAGGCAUUGGAAAAGACUCGCAAAAAAUUAAGGGAUUUAAGAGAAAAAUUGAAAAUAUAGUAAAUAAAUUGGAAAUUCCCAUUCAAGUUUUCAUUGCAACAGGUAAAACAUUUUAUAGAAAACCUUUGCCAGGGUCAUGGAACGUUUUAUGUGAUGUUAAAAAUGACAAUAUAGAAAUAGACAAAAGUAAAUCAUUUUUUGUUGGUGAUGCUGCUGGGAGGCCUAAAAAUUGGGCGCCAAAAAGAAAUAAGGAUCAUUCUUGUGCAGAUCGUUUGUUUGCCAUUAAUUUAGGUCUAACAUUUUAUACUCCUGAGGAAUAUUUUUUACAAAGUAGACCAGUACAGUAUGUUAUGCCUGAAUUUGAUCCUAAAAAACUGGAUAAAAUGCAAUAUCCAAGUUUUGCUUACCCUAAAACUAAUGUAGUGCUUAUGGUUGGUGGCCCAGGUUCAGGUAAAAGCCACUAUUGUACAAAUAUUUUAGUUCCAAAUGGUUAUGUUCAUGUCAAUAGAGACAAAUUAGGUACUAUGCAAAAAUGCGAGAGACAUUUGGAGGAAUGCCUGAUGAAAAAAGAAAAUGUCGUAAUUGAUAAUACAAAUCCUGAUAAAAAAGCAAGACAGCCAUUCAUCAACAUUGCCAAAAAAUUUGGUGUGGAUUGCAGAUGUGUGGUGAUGUUAACGUCAGUUAAACAUUGCAAGCACAAUAACAAAUUCAGGAAUCUAACAGAUAAAUCUCAUGACUACAUUAGUGAAGUGAUAAUAAACAAAUACCAAAACAGCUUUCAAGAACCAGAGCUUUCAGAAGGAUUUUCACAAAUUUUACACAUACCAUUUAUGCCCACUUUUGAUAAUGAGGAGCAGGAAAAAUUAUACAAAAUGUACCUGUUGGAAUCUUAA